Molecule: messenger RNA, 2521 nt
Organism: Sphaeramia orbicularis (orbiculate cardinalfish)
Lineage: Eukaryota; Metazoa; Chordata; Actinopteri; Kurtiformes; Apogonidae
Product: mitochondrial intermediate peptidase
Exons: 19
Coding region: 262-2364 (700 amino acids)
Biological process (GO): peptide metabolic process
Cellular component (GO): mitochondrion
Molecular function (GO): metalloendopeptidase activity
Source: RefSeq, a predicted model, not a curated record
UUAGAUAAACAGUAGCGUAUACGCAUGUGAGUGUUUGACAGGUACAAACAAACUAGAAUAACAAACUACCGGUUUGCCCUUAUUUCCACAAAGAGAUAAAUUAAGUAUCUGUCGUCGUAUUUGUGCUACCCGUUUAUCAUGGUUUUAAACAGAUCUUGAUGCUUAAGUUUGGCAUGUCCUCUGUUGCCAUCCUCUAACAGCACUACAGUCUCGAAGACCCUCCAGUUGAAAACGUGAGGGCAGACAUUAGAUUAGGUUAAAAUGUCUGCAUGUAAAAGGCUGCUUUACUUUGCAAAGCACAGAAGCUUAUGGACUCAUGUUCGGAGAAAUGUCACGACAUGGUCACCUGUUGGAGCUGCGUUUAAUGCCAGACCUCACAGGAGACUGGACCUGUUCGAGAAAAGCGUGGGUUUGUUUGGAGUGCCUGAGCUGCGUAGUCCUUCAGGUUUCCAGGUAGCAACAAAGGCAGCUCUGAAGAACACGGAGGAACUAGUGAAAAAAGCCUGUUCAUGUUCUCCAGGAGUUGAAACCGUCGAGGCGUUUGAUCAGUUAUCUGAUGGUCUGUGUAAAGUGGCUGAUCUGGCAGAUUUUGUAAAAGUUGCACAUCCAGAUUCAGGAUUCCGGGAAGCUGCAGAGAGGACAUGUGUGGAAAUUGGCACAGUUGUGGAGAAAUUAAACACUAAUGUAGAGUUAUGUAAGAGUCUAAAGAAGUUGCUGGACAACUCUGAUGUCGUGGCAAAGCUGGACCCUGACUCAAGGCGAGUGGCAGAGUUAUUCAUGUUUGACUUUGAAAUCAGUGGAAUUCAUCUGGAUGAUGAACUGAGGAAAAAGGCAGUCGCCCUCCAUGUGAAGCUUUUGGACCUAAACAAUGAGUUUCUGGUUGGUUCUCACAUGCCAAACAGAAUUGCAAGGUCUGCAAUUCCUGAACAUCUACAUCUGCAUUUUGCAAGUGAAGGAAGUUUCAUUCAGGUUGGAGGAUUACAUGCAGAUUCUCCUGAUGACUUGGUGCGAGAAAUUGCAUACCGAAUAUACCUCUAUCCGAAUGCAGAUAUAAUGGAGUGUCUGGAGGAGCUGCUGAAAUGCAGAUACAAACUGGCCAAACUGGUGGGCUAUGAGUCUUAUGGACACAGGGCACUGAAGGGCACGAUGGCCAAAACACCAGAAACGGUGAUGACCUUCCUUCAGCUGUUAACAGAUAAGCUCUCAGACAGAACAGCAAAAGACUUUAAGAUGAUGAGGGACAUGAAGAAAAAACUCAACCCUCGGAAUUCUGAGCUCAUGCCAUGGGAUCAUCCGUACCUCAGUGGCGUCUUGCGUGCUGAAAGGUAUAACAUAGAGCCCAGUCUGUAUAGUCCCUACUUGUCUCUGGGCUCCUGCAUGGAGGGCUUGAAUAACCUCUUCACUCAGCUGUACGGCGUCUCCCUCAUGUCCGAACCCCCUAGAGCAGGAGAGGUCUGGAGCGACGACGUCCGCAAACUGGCUGUGGUACAUGAAACAGAGGGAUUACUGGGAUACAUCUACUGUGAUUUUUUCCACCGUGCAGAUAAACCUCAUCAGGACUGUCACUUCACCAUUCGCGGUGGGCGCUGGUGCCAGGAAACGGGUCAGUACCAGCUGCCGGUGGUGGUGCUGAUGCUGAGUCUACCCCUUCCCACUAAGAGCGCCCCCACCCUGCUCACUCCAGGGAUGAUGGAAAACCUCUUUCAUGAGAUGGGACACGCAAUGCAUUCUAUGCUUGGACGCACUCGCUACCAGCAUGUGACAGGAACCAGAUGUGCGACUGACUUUGCUGAAGUCCCUUCAAUCCUCAUGGAGUAUUUUGCCACUGACUACCGCGUCAUCAGCCAGUUUGCACGCCAUUAUGAAACUGGCCAGCCUCUCCCAGAGAGUAUGGUGGCUCGUCUGUGUGAGUCAAAGAAGGUGUGUGGAGCUGCAGAUACUCAGUUACAGAUCUUCUACGCUGUCUUGGACCAGCUCUACCACAGCGCACCUCAAAACCGUUCCACAACUGAAAUCCUUAAAGAGAUGCAGCAGAAGUUCUAUGGCUUGCCUUACACACCCAAUACGGCAUGGCAGCUGAGGUUCAGCCACCUUAUUGGCUACGGUGCCAAGUACUACUCCUACCUCAUGUCCCGGGCCGUGGCGUCAAUGGUGUGGAAGCAGUGCUUUGUCCAGGACCCUUUAAACAGGGACAUGGGUGAGCGUUACCGGCAGGAGAUGCUGGCCCAUGGUGGAGCCAAGGAGCCCAUGCUGAUGGUGGAAGGGAUGCUACAGAGACGGCCCACUAUUGAGGACUUUGUGGAUGCGCUGGUGUCAGAGCUCAACCCAAACUUCGAGACCUUCAUCAUGGACUCUGAAAGCUGAAACGUGUGCAGUGACGUGGACUCGGACAUGGCAGAGUGUCACACUAAAGCUGAGCCAAGGGAAGAGGACGUAGCGGUGGAGUUCACAUCCUUUAGUACAGAGGUGUCAAACUCAUUUUAGUUCAGGGGCCACAUUCAGCCCAAUACAAUCUGAAGUG